Messenger RNA from Hippocampus comes (tiger tail seahorse), 2827 nucleotides. RefSeq names its product solute carrier family 66 member 2 (gene slc66a2). Gene Ontology annotation, biological process: retrograde transport, endosome to Golgi; phospholipid translocation. The record is from RefSeq and is a predicted model, not a curated record. Gene Ontology annotation, cellular component: endosome; trans-Golgi network. Lineage: Eukaryota; Metazoa; Chordata; Actinopteri; Syngnathiformes; Syngnathidae. The transcript is spliced from 5 exons. The coding region runs from base 446 to 1264 and encodes 272 amino acids.
AAGCAGAGGAGUGAAUCAUCUGGAAUGCAUCAAACAUCUUUGGUUGUAACGUCACGCGUGACGUUUACAGGAAGUGGCGGUCAAUGUCGCCAAAAUCCAAACGAUUCUCGGCUGUCGGUAGGCGAGUCCAACUUUUUCUCGACGAAUUUGCCGUUUCCGUUCGAAGGGCACUUAAACGUGACUUUGGGACGUUUUGACAUGUUAGUCAAGUGCAACCUUUGUGUAAAACUACUCCCCACUGAAACAGUGCGUCUCCUGCUAGAUUUUGGCUUCAGUCCCUUUGUCCGCUGUAAAUAGGAGUGACAACAUUGAAACUACCCUACCCAUUUUUAUUUGUAACGAGCGAUCUCUGCUGUCAAAUGCGCGGCAUUAAGAAUUAGCGAAGGUUGUUUGUGCGUCGCCCCGACGGCCAGCAUCAAGCGAGUGGCAAAUUGAAUUGCAGCUCAUGAUGCAAGACGAAGCGUUUGAGCAGAUAGUGAGCAUGUUCAACUGGCUGGUGUCGUGGGUGGCAGCCGGCGCAAUGAUGUUCGGCGGGGUGGUUCCCUACAUCCCCCAGUACCGGGACAUCCGGCGCACGCAGAACGCGGAGGGGUUCUCCACCUAUGUGUGCUUGGUCCUGCUAGUGGCCAACAUCCUGCGGAUCCUCUUCAGAUUCGGACGCUACUUUGAGACACUGCUUCUGUGGCAGAGCAUCAUCAUGAUCGCCACCAUGCUGGCCAUGCUCAACCUGUGCACCAACGUCCGUGUGAACGCUGAACUCAACACCAAGCGGCGCUCCUUCCUAGCCUCAGACAUUAAGGACGAGGAGGUCCGAAUCCCUAAGAGGCUUUUUCUGGACUUCGACUGGAAGUACUUCUGGUCAUGGAGCCGCUUCCUGGACUACGUUGAGUGCGUGGCGGCCUUCACGCUGACGGCGGCCUACGUCACCUACGUGCUUGUGGACUCGGCCGUGUUCGUGGAGACGCUGGGCUUCUUGGCGGUCUUCAGCGAGGCCAUGCUGGGAACGCCGCAGCUCUACUGCAAUUACCAGAACAAGUCUACCGAAGGCAUGAGCGUCAAGAUGGUGCUGAUGUGGACGAGCGGCGACACCUUCAAAACGGGCUACUUCCUGCUCACCCAAGCGCCCGUGCAGUUCUGGACUUGCGGCAUGCUGCAGGUCCUGGUGGACUUUUCCAUCCUCUUCCAGGUUUACUACUAUCGCUUGUACCCCAAGAAGCCGGCGCCGCACGCCGCCUCCCACAACGCCUGCGCCAAAGCCCUCUGAGAUCCGAGCGCCGCGGCUCAGGAAAACGGGAAGAACUCGAGAUGACUCGCUCGGUGUCUGCGCCAAAGCCUUGCGCAACUUGUUGCGCGUCAACCCGUCAUCGUGCUUUUGAAUCUUCCCGAUGGUAUAUUCUCCCAAUGUAACCGCACGGUCUGGAAAAAGGGGCGACUUAUGGAGUUGGAAAGGCUUCUCCGCGGAUGCUUCAACUCCGAUGUGAAGUCUUGAAUCAAAGCAUCUUCUGCCAAGUCGCGUUCAUUGAUGCAAAAGAACAUUUGGUCAAGGUCACUUCUCGCUUUUAGCUCCGGUCUCUAAAUUUCUCACGGUCGAACCGUAACAGGAGACCCGGCAUUUUUUUUUUUUUUAAUUCUGUUGCAACGCUGAUACUACGGCAGAAGGCGGAUGAUUCCCGGAUGGAUACAAAGAGGCAGCAUGGAAAAACGGCACGGGCCUCGCCGAGGAUCUUUUCCAAAGUGUUGCCGUGAUGUCUGAAGGAAUGGCAAGAUGAGAAAUGCAAAUUGAGGGCAACCCUGAACCACCGCCGUGGCUACCAUAACCCGCAAUCCAAACCCUGACACAAGCUUUGCUCCCCUAACCCCAAACCGGGACUAAUCCGUUUUGUGCAUAUCUGUGAAACCUGCGCAUGUGGGGAGGGAAUCUUUGCACUGUUUACCGAACCCAAGCGGCUUUUAAUUUGCGGAAUUGACCGGAAUUGGCUGUUGCAUGCCCCCCUUUUGCCUUCGUCCCCCCCCCCCCCCCCCAGAUACAGCUCGCUGCGCACUCAUUUCAAUCUGUAUGCAUCGCUGAAUGGAUGAAAAGGCAUUUGCUGUUUGUUUGUUUGUCCCCCCACUAUUGUUGCCGACAUGCACGGUGAGAAAAUGCGGCUCAGUUUUGCCACCUUUGUUGGCCUCGCGUCCCCCGCGUGCCCUCUCAGAGCAGGCAAAAGAGCCGAGUGUGUUGAACAAGAGCCAGUCAACUAGAAAUGUGACCUCGGGGCGGUUUCUUCUACGAGGAGCCAUCCUCGGCUCAAGCCCGCUUUGGACCUUUGCCCAAAAGGACCUCUUGAAGAGCAAUGACCAAAGGUGUCGAUGAAGAAGAGCCAAGAAGCCACAAAGUGAACGCACUGUCGAAUUAGGCUCCCGAGGGCACAUCUCUCCAUGUCACGCCACGCCACCCGACCGUUUGAUUGCUCUUUUGUUCCCAAUUGAAGAGCUAACUGCCCUUCCUUACCAGUGUCCGAAUCAUUUCACGAGGGUUUGUGUUCCAUCUCCAUUUGCUUCCAUGAAAUUUCAUUUCCUGCUCUGUGGACGAGCGUGCCAUCUGCCCACAUGGGCGUUUCCCCUUUUAUCUUUCUUUCCCAAUCAUCCGGACGGGACAUGACAGUGCUAUUCAUCUUCUCUCUCUCUCUAUAUAUAUAUAUCUAUAUAUACAUAUAUAUAUUGAUAGAUACAAGAUGUUCAUUUUGUGCUACGUUUCAAUUAAAGCAUAUCUCGUCUACCUCUUCGUUAUCUACCAACAAUGGAGUGGAAAAAAAUGGAUGAAAUAAAGAGAGCAGGUAGAGGGUCA